This is a messenger RNA of Pyrus x bretschneideri (Chinese white pear), 2029 nucleotides long. RefSeq names its product NADP-dependent glyceraldehyde-3-phosphate dehydrogenase. The record is from RefSeq and is a predicted model, not a curated record. The coding region runs from base 202 to 1692 and encodes 496 amino acids. Gene Ontology annotation, molecular function: lactaldehyde dehydrogenase (NAD+) activity. The transcript is spliced from 9 exons. NCBI's taxonomy places the organism in Eukaryota, Viridiplantae, Streptophyta, Magnoliopsida, Rosales, Rosaceae.
CAUAAAACCCCACCAAACCACAGCCCAUAAACCACCAAACUCCAUAUUACCACACACUCACUUCUCACUCCUCAUCCUUUCAUAAAAACCAGAGUGAUAUUGUUAUAUUCUCUAAGUUUUCUGAUAACUUAGAGGAAGAAAUCGUGUUAGUUUUCUGGGUUUUUUGAGAUAUUUGGUAUUUGAAUCUUUGAGAAAAGAGUAAUGGCUGGGAGUGGAUUGUUUGCAGAGAUUGUUGAUGGAGAAGCAUACAAGUAUUAUGCUGAUGGGGAGUGGAAGAAAUCAUCUUCUGGUAAACUUGUUCCCAUCAUCAACCCUACCACAAGAAAGGUCCACUACAAGGUUCAAGCUUGUACGCAGGAAGAGGUUAACAAGGUCAUGGAGACAGCAAAAAUCGCACAGAAGACAUGGGCUAAGACCCCGCUUUGGAAGCGGGCCGAGCUCCUUCACAAGGCUGCUUCUAUCCUCAAAGAACACAAAGCUCCAAUUGGGGAGUCACUGGUUAAAGAAAUUGCUAAACCUGCUAAAGAUGCUAUCACAGAGGUUGUGAGGUCUGGAGAUUUGGUGUCUUACUGCGCCGAAGAAGGGGUUAGGAUUCUCGGGGAAGGGAAGUUCUUGGUGUCUGAUAGUUUCCCAGGAAAUGACAGAACAAAAUAUUGCUUAACUUCCAAGAUUCCGCUCGGUGUGGUUCUAGCCAUUCCACCAUUUAACUAUCCUGUCAACCUUGCUGUCUCAAAAAUUGCUCCUGCGCUGAUCGCUGGAAACGCCCUUGUGCUGAAGCCCCCAACUCAGGGUGCUGUUUCUUGCCUUCAUAUGGUGCAUUGCUUCCACUUGGCUGGAUUUCCCAAAGGCCUUAUUAGCUGUGUCACUGGGAAAGGAUCUGAGAUCGGCGACUUCCUUACCAUGCAUCCUGGAGUGGACUGCAUUAGCUUCACUGGUGGUGACACCGGCAUUGCAAUUUCGAAGAAGGCAGGCAUGAUCCCUCUUCAGAUGGAGUUGGGAGGAAAAGAUGCAUGCAUUGUGCUUGAAGAUGCCGACCUAGAUUUGGUCGCGGCAAACAUAAUAAAGGGAGGCUUUUCAUACAGUGGUCAAAGAUGUACUGCUGUUAAGGUUGUCUUGGUGAUGGAAUCCGUUGCUGAUGCCCUCGUCGCGAAAGUGAAUGCACGAGUGGCAAAAUUAACCGUUGGUCCACCAGAGGAGAACAGUGACAUCACUCCUGUUGUCUCGGAAUCAUCUGCAAAUUUUAUUGAAGGUUUGGUUGUGGAUGCAAAACAGAAAGGAGCAACAUUUUGCCAAGAGUACAAGAGAGAGGGCAACCUUAUCUGGCCUUUGUUGUUAGAUAAUGUCAGACCGGAUAUGAGAAUUGCGUGGGAAGAGCCAUUCGGUCCAGUCUUGCCUGUUAUUAGGAUUACUACGGUAGAAGAAGGAAUCCACCAUUGCAAUGCCAGUAAUUUCGGACUCCAGGGCUGUGUGUUCACAAAGGACAUCAACAAGGCCAUUUUGAUUGGUGAUGCAAUGGAGACAGGAACUGUUCAAAUAAACUCCGCACCUGCUCGUGGACCAGAUCAUUUUCCGUUCCAGGGCAUAAAGGACAGUGGAAUUGGGUCACAAGGAAUCACCAACAGUAUCAACAUGAUGACCAAGAUCAAGACCACUGUAAUCAACUUGCCAACCCCUUCUUACACCAUGGGUUAGUGACCCUGUUAAUAACGAAUCGGGUGAUAAUAUAGUAAUCGAAGCUACUUAACGUCGUUGUAGUAGCGGAUUUAGUAAAAUGUGUAAGUGAUUUUUUAGGCUGCAGACAAUAAAAAUGUGUCAUCGUCGGACAAAUGGAGUUGAGAAAAAGAGAAUAAUGGGCAAUACCCUUACACAAAAGGCUGCAUCACGCGAUUAUUACAUGAUGUUUUAAGCUCUUGCAAAUACUUUAGGCUUCUCUUCUGUACCUGAUGAAGUUGGAGACUUGGUCAAUAAGAACUGAGAGACUUGUAUUACUUUCUGGUUUUAUAAGCAGAUCAUCACAUCUAUUAGCUAA